AUGCUCUUCACUUCGAUCCUCUCUUGCCUCUUGCUCCUCUCCCCCGGCGGUGCUCUUGCUCGUGCUGCGCCAAGGGAUAACGUCUUGGACAAACGUCUCAGCUACACCAAUGUUGCAGAUUUCGAGACAUUUGAGACGCCUAUCGCCCUCGCGGGCUUGUAUGCCAACAUUGGACCGGACGGUUCCAAGAGUCAGGGUGCAAAGUCGGGUGUUGUGAUUGCUUCCCCCUCGACGUCUAACCCGGACUAUCUGUAUACCUGGACUCGUGAUGCGGCUUUGGUAUACAAGUACAUUGUGGAUCGCUUCACGAGCGGUCGUGAUUCAUCGCUUCGCACCAAGAUUGACAACUUUGUUGGUCACGUUGCUCGUAUUCAGCAAGUCUCCAAUCCCUCGGGCACCGUCUCGACUGGUGGGUUGGGUGAGCCCAAGUUUUUGAUCUCCGAGGCAGCCUUCACUGGCGGUUGGGGUCGCCCUCAACGUGAUGGUCCGGCUCUCCGUGCGACGACACUCAUUGCCUACGCAAACUGGCUCAUCGCCAACUCGAACACGACCCACGUCCGCAAUGUGCUCUGGCCCAUCCUCUUGCUCGACCUCAACUAUGUCUCCAACAGCUGGAACAGUACUGGCUUUGAUCUUUGGGAGGAAGUCAAUGGUGCCUCGUUCUUCACCACUGCUGUCCAGCACCGUGCUCUCCGCGAGGGAAUCGCUCUCGCUACGGCUCUCGGUGACCCAUCGAGCACCGUCGCUGCAUGGACCACCCAGGCGCAGAAUAUAUUCUGCUUCUUGCAAUCGUACUGGUCGUCUUCUUCGGGCUUCAUUGUCGCCAACGUCAACCCUGGAAACGGUGCCAUUCGCAGCGGAAAGGAUGCCAACACCGUCUUGACUUCGGUCCACACAUUCGACCCUGCUGCAGGAUGCGACUCGAGAACCUUCCAACCAUGCUCGGACAAGGCACUCGCCAACUUGAAGGUCUACGUCGACUCGUUCAGGAGCAUCUAUUCCAUCAACAGUGGCAUCGCUAGCAACGCUGCUGUCGCUACUGGUCGUUAUCCCGAGGACUCUUACUAUGGCGGAAACCCAUGGUACCUCACGACCUUUGCCGUCGCCGAACAACUCUACCGCGCACUCCAAGUCUGGGACGCUGAAGGCAAGGGCAUCAACGUGACGUCCAUCUCUCUCCCCUUCUUCCAACAAUUCAACUCGUCUGCAACGGUCACCACCAUCCCAGCCGGUUCCGCCUCGUACACGACGCUCACCACCGCCAUCAAGACGUUUGCCGACGGCUUUGCGCUCAAGGGAGCUCAAUAUACGCCCUCAUCUGGUGCGCUCGCUGAGCAAUAUACUCGCGGAGCUGGUACACCGACCUCUGCCGCCGACUUGACCUGGAGCUACGCUUCUGUCCUCACCAUGUUUGAUGCUCGCGACAACCUUGCGGUGGAUGGCUGGGGUGCUGCUAGUCUUACGCUCCCAAACACUUGCUCUACUGGUGGUGGAGGUGGAUCGGCUGCGACUGUCAACUUUAGGGAAACGGCCACGACGGUGUGGGGCGAGAAUAUCUAUCUCGUGGGAAGCAUCGAUGCUCUCAAGAAUUGGGAUCCCAACAACGCCAUUGGACCACUCGAUAAUACCAAUACCUACCCCGUCUGGCGUGUCUCGGUUUCCAUCCCGGCUGGCACGUACUUUGAGUACAAGUACAUUCGCAAGAACAAUGGUGUCGUGACGUGGGAGUCGGGCUCUAAUCGCGUCAACACUGCCCCAGCUGCGGGUGCGACACUCACUAUCAAUGAUACCUGGAAGUAA
Messenger RNA from Serendipita indica DSM 11827, 1800 nucleotides. The record is from the annotation of a GenBank genome assembly. NCBI's taxonomy places the organism in Eukaryota, Fungi, Basidiomycota, Agaricomycetes, Sebacinales, Serendipitaceae.